AUGGCCGGUAAAAUGUAUAAUCAAGCCUUCAAGAUGGCCAUCAAGUCACUACUGACCGCCGCCCUUGUGGCCCCCGCUGCCGUCUUCGGCGCUGCCAUUCCCCCGACUGAGGCCGGUACUUCGAGCAUUCUGAUCGUCGGUGGAGAGGCUGCUUCUGCAGGCGACUUUCCCUUCAUCGUCUCCCUGCAAGUUAGCGGCUCCCACUUCUGCGGUGGUUCCCUCGUCAAUGCGAACACUGUCGUCACUGCCGGUCAUUGCGGUGUUGCCUACUCUGCCUCCCGCGUGUCCGUCCGCGCUGGAUCAUUGAACAGGAACUCUGGGGGCACCCUCGUCAGUGUUUCGUCCAUCAAGACGUACUCUGGAUUCAACUCAAACACCCUUGAUGGCGAUGUCUCUAUCAUCAAGCUCGCGACGUCCAUCCCGACGAGCUCCACCAUCGGUUACGCCACCCUUGCCGCGUCUGGCUCUGACCCCGCUGCUGGAACUACCCUCACCGUUGCUGGAUGGGGAACCACUUCCGAGGGCGGCUCCACGCUCCCCACUGCUCUCCGCAAGGUUAGCGUUCCGGUCGUUGCUCGUUCAACCUGCGCUUCGCAAUACCAGUCCAUUGACCCCAGCUACUCCAUCACAACCAACAUGUUCUGUGCUGGUCUGACCGCUGGUGGCAAGGACUCUUGCCAGGGUGACUCUGGUGGUCCCAUCGUCGACUCCUCGAAGACCCUUGUCGGUCUUGUUUCUUGGGGCGAGGGUUGCGCUGAGCCCAACGCUCCUGGCGUGUACACUCGCGUUGGCUCUUCCGUCAUCAGAUCUUUCAUCACCUCCAACUCGUAG
This is a messenger RNA of Didymosphaeria variabile, 831 nucleotides long. RefSeq lists its product as uncharacterized. NCBI's taxonomy places the organism in Eukaryota, Fungi, Ascomycota, Dothideomycetes, Pleosporales, Didymosphaeriaceae. Gene Ontology annotation, molecular function: serine-type endopeptidase activity. The record is from RefSeq and is a predicted model, not a curated record. Gene Ontology annotation, biological process: proteolysis. The coding region runs from base 1 to 831 and encodes 276 amino acids. The transcript has 4 exons.